This is a messenger RNA of Ectocarpus sp. CCAP 1310/34, 1922 nucleotides long. The record is from the annotation of a GenBank genome assembly. NCBI's taxonomy places the organism in Eukaryota, Phaeophyceae, Ectocarpales, Ectocarpaceae.
GCAACAACAGCAGCAGCAAUAACAGCAGCAAGCAGGAGGAGGUAACGUGGACCAUGGAGAACCAGGGAGACUGUGCCCAUGACGAGGAGAUGGAGAGGAGAAGCCCGGAGGCGCUGGCGAUCGCCGCCGCAGCGGGAAAAGAUCAAAGCGACGACAACGUCGACAUCGGCAAAGCCCCCGUGAUAUCCUUGAGCCCCCAGGACAGAGCUCUGGUCGCGGUCAAGAGAGCCGCCGCGGCAGCCGCGACCGCGUCCGCAGCGGCGGACUUGGCAGCGGCGGCGGCGGCGGCGGCCGAUGCGGCGCCACUGGGUACGGCCUCCUCCGCCUUCGCCAAAACGGCGGCGGAAAAAACCGGCCACGCCGGCGACCCCCCUGUUGCCCUCUCCCCACCUUCUAACGCCGGGGACACCGUUUCCGGAGGCAAGACGGUCGAAGAGAGACUGGCGAUCCUGCAUCGCGCCCACAUUGCGGCCCUUCACCUCCAGGAGGGGACGUCCGUGGCGAACGAAGCCCUCCGCCAGGCGAACCUGGCGCUCCAGCAGGAGAACGGUGCCAUGGUCCUCGAGAGCCAGGUCGUGCGGGACGAGUUUACCGAGGCGCUUCGAGACAACCACGCUUGGUGCCGGAAGAACGAGGUUCUGGGUCAGGAGUAUACCCGGGCGUUCCUUGCCAAGACGGCUGAGGUGUUCGACCGGAACAUGGAGCUGGAGAGCGAAAACGAGAAGCUUAGGGCCAAAAACGCAGAGCUGGCUGACAAAGCUGGGAAAGCGGAGCGCAGGAUCUUUCUACCGACGAUCCCGUGGCGGAGGCGUCCCUCUUCCAUUUCCACGCCGAGGCUUGACCCCGUUGUCGGAGAGCAGACCGAGUAGUCGGAGCAGGGGUUGCUUUUUCGUUCUCUCUGCUGGUCGUAGGGCCGCAUGCCACGCACAGGCCCACUGCCAGCACCACCAGUUCCACCGCCACCGGAGACGUUUCUUUUUUUGUCUUCGCCACAGGAGGAGCCGCUUGCACCAGACAUGGGCCUCUCCGUGGGGUUAUUAGCGCCCUGUCGUUUCGCGAGGGAUCCAUUUUUAUCGUCGUUCUUGGAAGGUGUACCCCUCUUUUGGGUGGUAGGCUUGUGACCUUCAGUUGGACCAGUACGGAUAUUAGAAGGUACUGAGCGGAGACCGGGUCGGAUUAAAGGUGAAGCAACAGCAACAACAACAAAAACAACCAUGUCGCGUGAGAGAGUCGGUGCCUUGCCUUCCAAGAACGGCGAACGCUCGAACACGAACCUGACCGUGUGCGUACGGUAAAAAGAACUCUCGAGCACACCUGCUGUGAGCAUUGCUUGUCUCGUGCAUGCUCGACCGUGUAGGAGUCAGACGAAGUCGACUCGUUUUCUGAAUCCGUAGAAUCCCGCCGUUUCAGUACCAGGUGCUUCAGCGGCAUAUCUGCGAACCUUGUAGCGCCAACUUGGGUUUUGGGUAAGACGCGCGCAGUCGGCGGAGAGAUGAAGGAGUGGUUUGGUGGAGGCGUUCACCUUUCUUUGUGUUGAUCCUCUCGCAAACGUCAAGCGACACAACGGUUCGGUUCGAGCCCGUUUCGUGGCGAGCGUAGGAGGCGCGAAGUGCACGAAUACAUGCGUGGUGCGAGCGCAUAUGUAUCACCUGCCAUCGAGGCGGUCUGCUUUUGCUUUGCACCUAGGCGUGUGGUUUAGACACCCUUCAGUGGGUUGGGAUUCGUACACGGAGAAUCCGCCGAAAUUUGUAAACCUGAACGUCGAGCUGAUUGGCUUCAACCUGCAUCUCAUGCGUUUGGUUGGCAGCAGGAAACUCAAAACAUGGACGCAUAGUAGAAAAUAAUUGUACCCUCAGUAAUGAACCAGCGAGAGUUGGACAGAGAAGACAACAUUCAGCCCACGGCAGAGGUUCGGUCGGACU